Molecule: messenger RNA, 2831 nt
Organism: Podarcis raffonei (Aeolian wall lizard)
Lineage: Eukaryota; Metazoa; Chordata; Lepidosauria; Squamata; Lacertidae
Gene: TNFRSF6B
Product: TNF receptor superfamily member 6b
Exons: 5
Coding region: 368-1288 (306 amino acids)
Molecular function (GO): protein binding
Source: RefSeq, a predicted model, not a curated record
GCCAGCCCGCGUGCGCCUCGCCGUGCGCCUUUACGCGCGGUGGCGAAACGUUUCUGGCAUUGCCACGAAUAGAAAGCCGUGUGCGCGCGGAGAUGCGCCUUGCGAGGGAACGCGUGGUGAUGAUUUGUGUCUCAGGUAGGGUCAUCUGCGCUGCUUUCCUAGCGGAGAUGACCCUUUCCUGAGGGUUCGCGUGGUCGCGCCGGCUGCAUGUGGGUCCGUGUCUGGUGCGAGGUAUGUGUGCAGAUACAGAACUACAUCGUCUGCAAACACAAGAGAAGGGCGCUUUCCGUAAGCUGAGUCCGUGCUGCAGCAGACCCUACUUGAUUCCAAGAGAGCGAGCAGGACUGUCAAGACCCUCGGAAGUAGUAUGCAACUCUACAGCAAGCAGAACCCUUUCAGGACGCUCUCGGAGUGGGUGGUGCUCUACGUCCUGCUCUUGGGCCCCCCAUGUUCCGGCAGCUACCCCACCUACAGCAGGCGAGAUCGCCGGACCAAUGAGGUGUUUGUGUGCAAGCAGUGCCCGCCGGGGACGUACGUGGCUGAAGAGUGCACCAAUGAUAAGGACACCGUUUGCCAGCUGUGCCCCGCUCUCCACUACACGCAAUACUGGAACUACCUCAAGAAGUGCCUGUACUGCAACGUCUUCUGCAACAGCCUGGAAGAAGAGGUGCGGCCGUGCAAUGGCACACACAACCGGGCGUGCCAGUGCAAGGCGGGCUACCACUCGGAUUUGGAUUUCUGCAUAAAGCACUCCAGCUGCCCCUUGGGAACUGGAGUUGCUCAGCUUGGCAACCCGCAGGAGGACACUACAUGUAUCCCGUGUCCUCAGGGGACCUUUUCCGACUCUGUUUCCAGCACUGAGGUUUGCCAACCCCACCGGGACUGUUCUAAGCAAGGCCUGGCGGUCAGCGUCCCUGGGAACCAGUUCCAUGACACCUUCUGCACUGCUUGCAAGAUGAGCAAAGCCAACAGCACCAAGGACAAAGCAGAUGAAUUACUAGGAAUCGGGAGUGAUUGUCAAGACGCCAUAAUAGACUUUGUGCCUUACCAAGUCGGGUCGCAGAGACGGCUGGAGAGACUGCUUCACAGAAUCAACGGAAGUGCACCUGCCGCAGGUUGUGAUGAGAAGAGCCCAUUAGUGCUCCAGGUGGAACUCCAUGGCUUCCUCAUCCAGCUCAAGGACACUCUGGGGAAACAGGUCGUGGUGCAGAAGCUCUGGAAAGCCCUGGAUCACAUGAAAUUGCAGAAUAUACAAAAGAAGAUCCAAAAGCAUUUCUUGAGCUCAUGAGAUUGGACGUGGGUUCAAGUUAUAAAAAGGAUAUGCACAAGCGCCUCUGAGAAAAAUAACCAGUACCAUCUUGGUCUGCGACUGGGACUUUAUCUAAGAGGACAUUGUCUUCCCUUGGGCUUUGUUUAUUAAAAAAAAUUCCCCUCUUUGAAAAGAAGCAAAAAUUAAUGGACACAAUUUUUAACGAGUCUGAUUUUCCCUCAAGCAGGGAAAAUGUAUUCCUGCAAUGUAUUCCCUGAUGAAAUUGUGCACCCUGGGGGUCCUGAACUUCCAAGGAAUUGGUUUUUUUAAAAGCAUUUAACUCAGUAUUAGGGUGUUUUUUUAAAAAUGUGCUACUUAUUCUCCCCUGCCACCCAAACAGAACACGCAAAACGAGCAUAAAUAUAUCAAUAAUAACUGAUUUAUCCUUUCCACAGUCCUAUCACUGCAGCCCAUUUGUUCCAGGGGAAGAGAUGGUUUAUGUUGGAUUGGUUACACUUGCAUAUUGUUUUUUUAUAUUUUAAUUUAUCUUGCCAUUCAUAACUCUGGUUUUCUUAGUUGUUAGCGUUUUUAUACUGCCCAACAAAAAAAGAGGUUGGUGACCAGGCAGGAUUAUCAAGAGGCUAAAUCUGUUUGGAAGGCCAGUGCGUGCAUUUAAGUUUCUAAAAUAUAUAAGCCUAAUAUUGCCAGAUAUAUCAACCGCAUGUUCCACAUGAAUGAAACAUGGGGAAGGGAGAAACAAGGAACAGUCUGUGCAGACAAACUUUCACCAGUCAAAAUUAGUUGAAAGUGUUACCCUGGCAUGGAGCCCAGGAAUUGUUCCCACCCGGGGUAAGAGCCCAAAGUGCUGGAAUCUGGUUCUUCAAACAACAGCUGAGAUUCUCAGGAAGUUCAACAUGACCUCGGGAUGAGAGUAGAUCCAACAUAUUCUAAAAUCCAGCAUCAUUUUCCAAAGCUUUAUUCCAUUUGCUGGAAACCAGAGGCGGGGAGAGGGCUCUUGUGUUCGAAUCCUGCGUGUGGAUCUGGGGUGGGCGCACUGUGAGAGUAGAAUGUUGGACUAGAUGGGAAACGGAUCCAGCAGAUCCUCUUCUUAAUAUUCUUAACACCGUAAUUUUAACCUUUUUUAAUAAAAGAAAUCCAUUGUAAUUUCAUUUCAAGUGGUCGAAAAGGCUCUGGAGGCCUGGGUCCAGAUUGACAGCCAGUGUGGCCUAGCGGUUAGAGUGCCAGACUAAGAUCUGGGUUCGAAUCCCCACUCUGCCAUUAAGCUCACUGAGUGACCUUCGACCAGUCCCUGUCUCCCCGCCUAACCUACUUCACAGGGUUGUCGUGAAGAUAAGAAGGGAAGGCGAGAACCAUGUACGCCACCCUGAGCUCCUUGGUAUAUAAAGGUGAUGAAUGCAUGAAUGGAUUGUGGAGGUAAGGACCCCCUUAAAUGGUCCUGGGUUGGUGCUUCCAGGUCCAGCCUGCCCCAGGUAGUGGCUCUUGGAUCUGAAUGCUUGCCGUGUCACACCAAUCUGUUAGCUGUAAGCAAUAAAAAUUGUGGGCAUUUUUAUCCCAUCUCUCA